AUGCCUCGCGCGCGUAACGUUGUUCAAAACAUCACCUUCAACCCCCAUUACUCGACUGAAGACCGGACCAAAGAUGAGUACGUCAACAUGAAACCAAUCCCAAGGGCAAGCCAUACUAACAUAGCAUACGAAGGAUAUGUGGACGAUACUAGAUGGCAUCACCACCAUUACGAAGAUCCUUCUACUUUGACUAACAAAGACGUGCUCGCAAUUUCUUCCCAUCGCAGAAGGAAUAACGASCUUUACGAGCCUACAGGUCCAUUGCACUCCAGAAAACUGUUCCUGGGGUCGUUAGAUUCUUCGAAUGAUAGUCGCCCGGUAAAGAAUGGUAAAGAUUCCUGUUUGAGUAAUUUGGUGCUGUUCUUGAUUCUCGUCGUAUCUGUCACUGCUCUUGUACUCGUGGUGCUGCUGAUCAUGGGGUUUAUUGGGUCUACAUUUUCAUGUAUGGGACAAG
Messenger RNA from Actinia tenebrosa (Australian red waratah sea anemone), 454 nucleotides. RefSeq lists its product as uncharacterized. The record is from RefSeq and is a predicted model, not a curated record. NCBI's taxonomy places the organism in Eukaryota, Metazoa, Cnidaria, Anthozoa, Actiniaria, Actiniidae.